AUGGAUAAGUUAAAGCAAAAAGUGCAGAGCCGUCGCGCUCAACUAGACAAAAAAAUUGCCAAAGGAAGGGUAAUUUGUGACAAACCGGAACUUUCAGAUACAGAGGCAGACUUGUUAGAGGCGACAAUCGAAAUUGUGACCACUAUACUCGAAGUGAUUGAAGGAAUACACGAGAAGAUAUUGGACAAACUGCUCGGCACCGAGGACUAUGGUACUGUAUUCGAAGAGUCUGAUGAUUAUGUGAUUCGAAUAAACGAGGACAUUAAAGAGACGAACGUGGAUACUUCACUGAGUGUUGCCUCCGGCGCAGCCGUAAGUACAACAUCAUUUACGUCGCAUAAACCAAAAACUGUCAAUUUGCCGAAAUUACAACUGAUCACGUUCGAAGGGGACAUUCUACGAUGGCAAAGCUUCAUAAAUUCGUUUGAAGCUGCCAUUGACAAGAAUUCAGCAUUGGAGAAUAUCCAGAAGUUCCAAUGUCUCCGUGCCCAGCUGAAGGGUGAGGCGGCUCUCGUUAUCGAGGGGCUUCCCCUGACUAGUGACAAUUACACCAACGCCAUGGAGAUUUUGAAGGAAAGGUAUGGACAACAGCACAAGUUACGCAACGCCUACAUGAAAGCCUUAUGGUCUCUGCCGUCACCAACGGAGACCAUUUCAUCUCUACAGACCUUCCACGACAAUGUCGAGACCACGACAAUGUCGGGGACUGCAGGCUAUCGGACGCCCAGAAUCAACAUACGGGGAACUCCUGAUUCCCAUCAUUACCGAGAAACUACCCGAGGAACUUCUGAGGAAUAUUUCUAG
This is a messenger RNA of Lineus longissimus, 804 nucleotides long. RefSeq lists its product as uncharacterized. NCBI's taxonomy places the organism in Eukaryota, Metazoa, Nemertea, Pilidiophora, Heteronemertea, Lineidae. The record is from RefSeq and is a predicted model, not a curated record. The coding region runs from base 1 to 804 and encodes 267 amino acids. The transcript is spliced from 2 exons.